GCUUGGGGCCCUGCUUCCUCAGGGAGGGCGAUGCUGCGGGUGAGGCUUAGCUUUCAAACUUCUGCUGCUUGGUGCACGGUGGGUGCUCAGCACAGGUCCACUAUGCCGAGCACAGGCUGGGGACAGCGGUCCCCUUUGGAGUGCUCCAGUCUUAGUGUUAGAGUCCCUGGGGACUGCAGGCCACACCUGUGCCCCUGACUCCCCACUCACUUCCUCCUCUGUCAGUCCUCCUCCCUCCUCUUUGAAGACCCCAGGGCCCUUCCUCCUUUACCCUCCUUUACCCUGAAUAAUUGCCUCCUUCCCUGACAUCUCUCUGCCAGAGGUGGCCAGAGCAGGGUCAGGUGCCUCAGUGUCCUCAUUUGUAAAGUGGGACGGAUUGGAGCACCUGCCUCAUAGGAUCGCAGUGAGUGAGGGUGACUGUGGUCAGCAGAUUAAAGGCCCUUGAUCAGCACCUGGCACUUCGGACCUGUUCUGAAUCACCCUGCCCCUGGUCGCAGUGUGCAGGGUUCACUGCUGUCCCUCCUGGACCCAGGUGCCUCAAAGUUGGGGUCCCUCCCUGCUGCAUCCUUCCCAGAGGCCAAUGCCAGUGGGCUAGACCGGAGGUGCCAGGCUGGUAGGGAUCCUGCCCAAUGCAGGUCCCUGAGUCUGCAGGGGCCUAUGGGCCAUGGAGCAGCCCAGAAGCCCAGCGAUGACCGAGCCCUCCAUUAUUCCAUCCGUGCCCCAUAACCCGAGGCCUGCAUGGUAUGGAUGUGGGCCUCUUCCUACCCUAGCCAGAGUCCAGCCAGCCCACCGAGAUGGCCUGUGUGCCAGCACCAUGUGCGACAGUCACCUUCGAAGCUCAUGCUCAGAGGUCUGUCCACCCAUGCCAGCCUGCACCAGCCUGUACCAGCCUUAAAGCCAUCAGAGGUGUGCAAAGGACCAGGGUCAGAGGAGCUCGGUGGGUACAGAGCGGCAGCGGCAGACGGGCGGGCAGGCCAGCAGGCUGGCACCUGGGCAGGCAUGGGGGCUGUGCCAGUGUUGGAGGAGCAGGCUUCCGAGUUCCCGGCGCCAAGCCUCACAGAGGCCCUGCCCAUGGUCUUUAGCAUGCGCCCCACGCUCAGGAAUUCACAGGGCAUCUAUCACUAUGGCACGGAGGUACUUAGACAGCUGGACCCCCAGGAGCCGGGGCGCAGCGUGAAGCAGACAAUCCGUGUCGCGCUGUGACACGUGCGAUCAUGUGCCACCGUGAUGGAUCAACAGUCAGCACUGCUGUGGGCCCAGCUCGCCCUGACCCACGUAGUGGUGUCUGUCUUUGUCACCUGGUGGGUGGCCCCUCGCCCCAGCGGCUCCCACACCUCUGCCUUUCAUUGGUCAUGCGGGAAGUGUCAGAGGAGCUGGGACUCGGGAGGGGCACUGGAAGGGGUCCACGGUGACCUCCGGGGCUGCGGCCAGGGUGCCCCUUCCUGAGGAAGCUGGUGAGAAAGUCACAGGAAUCGCCUGGCCUGGCCCCCAGACCCGUCCCGACACCCCAGCCGGCAGGUCACCUCGCUUCUCAGGGCCGUGGUUUCUCCGCUGGGCACUCAGGACAAGUGUGUUUUUCUCAGGUGUGAGCGGCCACCUUCCUGGCUGUGCCCCUGAGUGCCCCUGCAUGCUACAAUGCACCCCCUCUUGCCCAGGGGUGCAGGUCUCCCGUCUGGUAUAGAGGGGCCCUUCCGUGUAGGGAAGGACAGGGCUGGGACUGGGGCCGAUGGAGAAGCAGCUCCUGCGUCUCACGGUGGGGGAAGCCACAGGGAGGAGUCACGUGUCAGGCAGGGGUGUCCUCCUGGGUGGCUUCCAGGCCUCCGCGGCCCACAGCUGGCCACACGUUGGCAGCCUGCUAUUUCGUCCCAGGAGACCUUGGGGCUUCUCUAAGGCUGGGGACAUGUGGCUUCUGCCCCUUGCCUCACCUGUGCCUGUCCCCACGAGUCCCCCAAAGCCUAUUCCCUGGUCGCACAGUGUCAAGGACUUCUCAGGGCAAAGGGGAAGUGUGUGUAGAUGUGGUCAGGGGCAUUUAAAAGUUGUCCCAGAAGUAAAGCGCUAACCUGGAACCUGAGGUCACUCACAGAAACUCUGUGCCCUCUUCUGGGUGGCUGCCACAGUCCCAGGCCCCUGGCGAGAGGGACCUUGGAAGGCUGAAGCCCCUCUGUGUGAGUUCCUGGGUCCCCGGCCCAGCCCUUCUCCCGCCUCAUGGCCUGGUUACGUCAAAGCCCCACCGGGCUGUCCCCACUCUCUGUGGGCAAGUGUGGGCUUACGGCCAGGGGACGCCAGGGGCAGCCUUGAAGAAGCAGAAGGGUGGCCUGGGAGGAGCUUGCGGACACAGAAGGGAACUGGGGCAGGGGCUGGUGUGGGCUGUCCCUUCCAGGAGCUGGAGAGGAAGGAGGGACACUGACCGAGCGCCCAGACCAGGCGGCCCUAGAUGGAGAGCUGGCUUCCAUGGCAGGGGGCUGUGGCCGGCCCCUGCAUGGCCCCCCGACUCUUCGCGGUGUUCCUGGUGCCCUGGACCCUGCAGCUGACAGGAGGGCAGUUAGUGAACCACACCGGCCUCCCCAUCGUGGUCUCCCUGGCCAACAUGACCUCCUCCUUCAGCUGCAGCAUCACCUACAACUCGAAGUUCAAGGACUUCACUGUCAACUACUUCCACAUUAACCUCCAGGGUCAGGGGAGCCAGGAGGAGAAGCUCCCCUGCCAGCCGGGCCCGGUCAUAGAGAACCGCACCUACACCCUGAGCUGCCCAGUCAACCUCAGGCUGCCAGACGCCUCGGCUACCGGCACCUACUACUGCGUGGUCCGGUGGCCAAGCUACAUGGUGCAGGGCAGUGGCACCUUCAUCCUGGUCAGAGACACAGGGUACCAAGAGCCACCACCUCCACCUCCGAGCAACCAGAAGGCCCUGUUGUGUGGCUUCACCGGGCUCCUGGCUGUGCUGAGCGUGCUGGGCACGGCUCUGCUGCUCUGGAAGAAGAAACAAAGCCUGUUUCCAAAGAAGCACCCCACCCAGCUGAGCCCGGACCAGAGAACUGCCAGCGGAGCCACAGAGCCAGCUGCAGAAUCCGUCUACACGGCCCUGCAGCACCGGGAGACCGAAGUCUACGCCUACAUUGACAGCAAGGCAGGCACCCCGUGCCCUGCCCAGAGCCCUCCCUCCCAGGAGAAAGAGCAGCAGUUCCAGGAUGACAGCGAGGGGAACCUGGUCUAUGAAAAUCUCUAAGACAGUGGCCUUAACCAGGGGCUCGGAGCAGCCCCUCUAGUCAAAGACUCGAUCUGAACCAGGAGCCAGGCCCCCAGGGACACAGCACCCCUCAUGCUCAGACUCAGGGCCCCCCUACCUUGGGCUGCCCCACUCCCCCCACUCUGCACCCCAGCCUGAGCCCCUGACUGCAUCCCGCCCUGUGGGCGCUGUGAGCCCCGGACACAGCAGGGAUCCUAUGGGUGCCUGCACUGAGCCACUGUAUGAUCCCCACCUGCGCCACUGGUCCAAAGGCUGUGUGGCCAUGUCCAGUGAAGCAGGAUGCUAGGGUGGGCUGGGGCUGGGCGGGAAUGGUCAGCCACACCCAGGCUGCACUGGGGUGGAGAUGGUAGGGAGGCCUAGGAUGUGGGCCAGCAAGUGAGACUGAGCAGGGGUCCUGGAACAGGCUGAGUUGGUAUUUGGGGUGGGGUGUAGGGUACAGGGCAGCUGCUGCUACACAGGAGCUUGGCGAAUGACCUCAAGCUCUCCUCUCCCCUCAGAAGAAGCCCAAGCUGCUGCCCAGGGGGUUGGCCCCCUGUACUCGCCAGUCACCCUCUGCUCCUUAGGCCUCCCCAGUUCAGGGCCUAGUUCCCCAGAGUCCCUUCCAGCUGGCCACUCCUGGCCCCACUGCCUGUGCUGCUUCUGGUCACCCUCUUCCUCAGACUUCACCGGCCUUUGGCUCCAGCCCCUGACUCUGGGGUGGAAGCCAGAGGGGACCUGGUGGCCUCCUGACUCCUCGAGGCGCCCUCUUCCCCGUGCCAGUGCAGGGCCAUGGCUUGCUGCCUCUCCAGCUGGGCCCUCAGGGGGCCUCUGAGUUGUGGAGGCUUAGGCUGGGGGUGGUCAGGGGGAUCCCCAGUGCCUGGCCCGGAGCCUUCUGCUGUCCCCAGUGUCCCGAGACCCCUUGCGGUGCAUCACACAGGGCCUCCGUGUCCCGGUCACCCAGGCCAUCAGGAGCCGUCCUUCCCUUGCUGCUCUGCUCCUUGGCCUUCUCAUGGAUUGUCGGGCAGGUCAGCACCCCCUUCCUACCUCCUGGACUACUCCAGGGAUUCCUGGGGUGCCCUCAUAUGAAACCCAAAUGUGCUCAGAGAGAGGGAGCACUCAAGCCCAGCCUGAGUCCCCAAGCAGCACUGUACCACCAGGGCUCAGGCAGCAUCAUUUUUGUUGUUGUUUUUAGAUUUUUGAGACUGGGUCUCACUAUGUAGUUGAGGCUGGCCUUGAAUAUGUGGCAAUGCCUCCUGAGUCUGGGAUUACGGGCAUGCAGCAUCAUGCCCAGCUUGGGCAGCACCUUCUGCAGGGAUAGGAAGGAAGACUGGUGGGGGCUGGGCACAGACAGACCUCUGGAAGUCCCUGGGACAGUCCACUAGAGUGGCACCAGGCCUUCCAGGACAGCCGUGGCCACCCAGCUUUGUCCUCGGCCUUAGCCUGUGAACACACAGCGGGAAGGGCUCCCAGGGGCUGGAUUUCAUCAAUGCAAGGCUUGCCUUGGGGGGAAUGGGGUGCCUCAUGCAGAGCAUUCUUCCAGACUCCGGACUGCAUUAGCCAGAGGUGGGGACUGGGCUGAUGAACUUCAAAGCUGGCAAGACCUGGGGAGCCCCCAGCCCAUGCCCAUUUCAUCCACCUCCUGGGCUGCUGUCUGCUGCCCUGGACCUUUUGGCGGGGACUCUGGCUUUUCCAGCCCUUACCAGGGAAGUAAGGGGCCUUGGGUGGAGACUUCACUGCCUGCCCUGGCUCAAGUGCCACCCUCAGGGCGCCCAGCUGCUGCCUGUUCCCACAGUCUCUUCCUCGUGAAGCAGCCAGCAGCGACCUGAUAACAUCCGCCUGGAGUCUCUCCUCUGCUGUUUUGGGGUUCCUGCUUCAUUUGGAAUAAAAUCCCAGCUUCUCCCCACA
Messenger RNA from Cavia porcellus (domestic guinea pig), 5131 nucleotides. RefSeq names its product NFAT activating protein with ITAM motif 1 (gene Nfam1). The transcript is spliced from 6 exons. Gene Ontology annotation, molecular function: transmembrane signaling receptor activity. The record is from RefSeq and is a predicted model, not a curated record. Gene Ontology annotation, biological process: regulation of B cell differentiation; B cell receptor signaling pathway; positive regulation of B cell receptor signaling pathway. Gene Ontology annotation, cellular component: membrane raft. NCBI's taxonomy places the organism in Eukaryota, Metazoa, Chordata, Mammalia, Rodentia, Caviidae. The coding region runs from base 2435 to 3226 and encodes 263 amino acids.